Closterium sp. NIES-65 is the source of this 2754-nucleotide messenger RNA. The record is from the annotation of a GenBank genome assembly. NCBI's taxonomy places the organism in Eukaryota, Viridiplantae, Streptophyta, Zygnematophyceae, Desmidiales, Closteriaceae.
AUGGAAGGCGAAGGGCACAAACCGAGGAGAGAAGCUUCACCAGGGGUGGACGGAGUAGGGCUGAAGUGCAUUGAUUCUGAUGCUGGCAGCAGCAAGAGGGAGGAGGGGCAAAAGCCGGAGAAAAGAGUCCUGUCAGGGACGGUCGGAGCAGGGCUGAAGUGCCUUGAUUCUAGUGCUGGCGGUAGCAAGGAAGGGAAUGAGGGGGUCAUAGUGAGCAUUGAACCCUUGGCAGAGACUUCUCAGAAGUUGAAAGAGCAGUCCGAGAUUGUGGAGGCGUUGUGCUUGACAAUCAAGAACGAGAGUGCUCGACUGGUACAGUUAACUGCAGCAGCCGGUGGGGAAGCACAGCAAGUGGAAGCGAAAAAGGAGGAGGCAGUUGCUGGUGGAACGACAAGCUUGUUACGGUCCGUUAAGGAAUUGGAAGAACACUUGGCAACUCUUAAGGUGCUACAGAGGGAACUAGUAAGUUCUGGAGUCCAGAUUGAUCAAGUUGCACCAGGUCAGCCUGGCGAGGCCAACGGAGGGGCAGCAGAGGAAGCAAGGGCGGAGGCCAGUAGUCCAAAGUCGCAUCAGCUGCUGUCUCAUGCGGACAUGGUUCAGAUCGACCAGAGUGAACCAGGUCAGCUCGAUGAGGCAAGUGGAGGGGCAGCAGAAGAAGCAAGGACAGAGGACAGUCCAAAGCCGCGCCAGGUGCUGUCUCAUGCCGACAUGAUUCACUACUUAGACGUGACGGGCGGGUGGGAUGAGGAUCUGUGCGCAUGCUGCUUUGACCAGGCACCUCGUUCCAUCCGCGCAGCUGCCAAGGAGCAGCAGCAGCUCAAUCAGGCCGCUUUUGAGUCCGUUCAAGUGGUAUUGGAGCAGGCUGUACGAGAGAAAAAUGGAGCUUCCCAUCAGAGUCAGUCCGCGGGGAAGCCAGGGAUGGCGCCUCGCCUUUGUGCGGAAGCCAUGCUUCUCGAGUGGAUGGCUGAGCCCUUAAUCGCUGCUGAGCUGGGGGCGAGCAGGCAGAGAGAGAGUGACAAUUUUGCGUCCAUGCUGGUGCAGGUGCUGGGGUUGAAGGAGAGUGCUGAUUUGAAGGAAGGGUUUGGGUUCUACGUGCAGCAUGUGCUGUCAGGCAGGCUGGAGAAGGCGCAUGCUGAGGGAGGAGGGAUGGGGGGAGCUGAGGAGAAGGCUGCUGAGGAGGUGCAUGGGGAGGGAAAGGGGAGGGGGAGAGCUGCGGAGAAGGCUGUCGAGUGCAAGUUAGAGAUUGACGGGGUUGCUAGCAAGUGCGCGAGGGUUACAAAGGACUCACGUUCGCGGGAGCGUCUGAAAGGGCGUGUGUGGGAGAGGUUCGGCGCCAUUCCCAAGCCUUUGGAAGAAAGCAGCGUUGCUAUGGAGUGGGAGGAGUGGUCUCAGGGCGACGAAGCUGCUGUGAAGUUUCCUGCCAACCGAAAGGAGAGGUGUUUUGGGCUUGGGAUAGGGGAGGAGCGUGAUGAAGCAGCUGAGAAGCUGACUCAGGACCCUCCUAAUCGCAUUUCUGAAGCAGUAGCGGGCAGCAGGCGUGCAAAGGAAAAAGGCUUUGCGUACCGCCCCGUCAGCCAUCUGUUUUCCCGCGUGCUCUCGGUCUUCCCGCCAUCCUCCCCUGGCUUUGAUGAGGUUGUUGAGUGUCUAGAGCUUCCUGGGCGCCUCCCCAGGCCGUUGAACCUGCAUAUGAUUCUCAGGCGGGCGGAGCAGGUGCCGCUCUUCUUUCUCAUUCACAUGGCAGCAGCAUUCUCUCAUUAUCUUUUGGGCACUGAUGCGUUCAAGAAAGGGUAUAGUGGGAGCGGGCGGGCGGAGAAGGUUAAGGUGCAAGGCCGCUGGGUUGGUGAGACGGAUCAGGAGAACGGUGGAGAGGUGUGGGAGGAGGUGCGGAUGUGGUAUUCCGUAGCAAUGGCUGCAUGGAGGUUCAACGUGGGGAGCGAGGGAGAGGUUGAGGAGUGUAGAGGCAGGUAUUGGGAAAGAAUGGCAGAGGAAUGUGACAUUACGUGGGUUCUUGAGGCAGCUAUUGCACCGAGGUACUGUGAGGGGCUGCCGGGGCAGCAUGGAUUUUCCAGGGAGAGCAGCACUGCCGCCGGCAGCAGCAGCAGCAGCAGAAGCGUUCGGAGUGGGAAGGGCAAGCAGGGGGAGGAGCCGGCUCAUCUGAAGGCAUGGCCUGGGGGAGUCAAUCUGGUGGCAUGUCUGCGAGAGAUGCUGCUGGGGGAGCCAUGCUACCGCCCUGCCUCCCCUGGUGCUCCGUCCGCCCCUGCUACCACCCAUUCUGCUGCUGCUAUGGCUUCUCGUCCUCCUGCCCCUUCCACCCCCACCUCAAUAAGCAUCAGUGCUGCUGCUGCUGCUGCUGCUGCUGCUGCUGCUUCGGAUGUCCAAGGCCGUGUGUGCGGUGCUGCGGGAUGUGGGACGGUAGAGGGUGGUGGUGUGAAUCUGAGGAGGUGCGGUGGGUGUGGCAAGGUGGUGUAUUGCAGCAGAGAGUGCCAAAAGGCGCACUGGCCUUUCCACAAGCUCACAUGCCCCGGCAGGACCAGCGGCAAGAGGAGUGGGACGUAUGGGAGCAAGGAUGGCUGCAUGAAAAUCGGCAAGGAGAGUGGCUGUGAGGGUAGUGGUCAGAGAGGUGGUAAGGAAAGAUGGGACAGUGGAAAGACGAUUGGUGAGGUCAGUUGCAUGGUCAGGUGCAAGGACAGUGCCAGGCACAGGCGUCAAAGCAUUCGUAAGGAAAGCUGGAAAGAGGGCAGGAAGGAAGAGUGA